UCCAAUGUGAGAAUGUGCGGCGGGUAGAACAAAAUUUCCAACCAAGUCUGGUGAAUUAUUUCGCGCUGACGGUUGUCUGAUGGUGGACUGGUGCAGUUGAUAAUGUGAAAAGUACGAAAUGGCUACCUCAGUUCUGUUAAAACAAACGUCGAGGCCGCUGGAAACUAAUGACCUGUUCCCAAAAGCUUUCGUCGCUUCGCUGAAAGUGCUGUUUGAUAUUUUAGACGAAGAUGGUAGCGGGUUGGUGCACGUGAAUGAGAUCGAGAAACGAUGGGCUUCCGAGGGCGGAUCGAGCGGCCUGCCAUUCGGCGUGCUAAACGGUCUCAGGAAAGCGGCUCCAAAGAACGGAAAACUCAGCUUUGACCGGUUCUGCAGUGGAAUAAAACUAUCCCUAAACAAUGAAAGGGGUGUUGGGAAGGGGAGAGAAGACAGACACCCGAAUAUGGCAACAGUACGACCGAAUAACGUGGUUCGACCGAUGGCUGUGAGGGCACGGAGUGCACCGGAGCUUCCCCGUGGGCAGAACGGCAGGCCACGGUCGCUAUCGAGUAACAACAUGGACCCCUCAAGGAACUGGGAACUCGCGGUGCAGAAAGCUAAAUAUAGUGAGGAUAAACUCUACCCUAAGCAUCGUGUGAAGGGGGAGACGAAGCCACAGAGGAGGUCAGCACCACCGGGUGAUAUUAACUCAAACGACCCGUUUCAUCCGAGGAUUCAGAAGGAUUCACACCGUCCAGCGAGGCGUAGUGACGGGGACUAUGAACGGUAUCAGCCCAGGCACCCACUCCCGGCAAGUGCACCCGUGAAUGGGCAUGGAAGGAUGGGGUCACAUCCUCAAAGGAAAAGUCAAGGGGCGCUUUAUGUUCAUCCAAGUUCCCCUGUUGAAGGCAAGAGGGUUGAAAGCAGCAGUAGUCAUCCUGAGAGACGUUCCCCUGGUCACUCACCCAAACCGAGACCCGAGACCAAAGAACGCACAAAGAGAGAGGAUCCAAGACGCCACACUGUAACCAAUGGUAUUGAUUAUAAUUUGUUGAAACGGAUGAAACAGUUAGAGCAGGAGCGAGAUGUACUACUACAAGGGUUAGAGGUAGCUGAUAGAGCAAAAGACUGGUACCAGAGGCAGCUAGCCUACGUCAGGCAAAGACAGCCUGGGUACUCUGGGAACUCACAGUUUACCCAUGGAGAGGACACCUUAUCGUCAGGACAACAAGACCGUUUGGCCUAUCGUGUGGCAAGGAUUCUUGAGAUCAAUAAACAACUCACACAUCUAAUGGAAAACCCAGAGAAGGACUUUCCAGAUCAUAUGAACCUCGCUAUGAGUAAGUUUCAGCCCUCACAAUCGGCGCCUACGAAGCUACGUCCAAGCAGCACAUCUAGCAGUGGAAGUGGAAACGACAAACUUGUAGCAAAACUUCGGGAUCAAAAUAGACUACUUACCAAGGAGGUGUCUCAGAAAAGUGAAUUGAUAACCCAGCUGGAAAAAGACAAGGCAGCCCUCAUUAGACAGCUGUUUGAAUCCAGAGGCAAGAAACCCAUCAGUGAGAUAGCAAACAACACAACUUUCAUCUGAUGAAAGGUAAAAGACCUUAUGCAUUGACGUCAUUCAGCCGCCAUCUUAGAGGUUAAACGAUGAGAAAACUAUGGAAAUGCACAAUUUUGUACGCUAUAUGUGUCGCGCACAGGGUCGGCCUAUGAGGAGGCGCCCUAUUCUAAAGACGUCAAGUGCAUGAGGUCUGUUCACAGGACUAUAAGGAUUGGUCCGGGUUGACCUGAGAAGUGAAAGGUGAAAAGUUGUUAAAAUGUGCCUUUUUAUAUGCAACCUGUUAAGUGCCUGUAUUUGAAGACAGAUUUGUAGCAAGUACAAAGGGAAACUUAUUCUGAUUCACAAGUAUGAGGAAGUUGAUGUUGGAAGUACUCUGAUGUGUUGCUAAGGAGUGAAUAAGAUGGUCAUCACUUGGUGUCACAGCUUCGUACUUCCUUGAAGGAGCUGUUUCACUAUCAGCUGUUGAAAGAGUUGAUACUUGGACCUCCAUGAGCAGGGAUGCUCGACUGAAGUUAAUGAAGUUGGUAAGCACCGGCAACCAUACGGUCACAAGCAAAACAAUGUU
Asterias rubens (European starfish) is the source of this 2108-nucleotide messenger RNA. RefSeq names its product suppressor APC domain-containing protein 2-like. The transcript has 6 exons. Bases 119 to 1570 code for a protein of 483 amino acids. The record is from RefSeq and is a predicted model, not a curated record. Gene Ontology annotation, molecular function: calcium ion binding. Lineage: Eukaryota; Metazoa; Echinodermata; Asteroidea; Forcipulatida; Asteriidae.